This is a messenger RNA of Brassicogethes aeneus, 1257 nucleotides long. The record is from the annotation of a GenBank genome assembly. Lineage: Eukaryota; Metazoa; Arthropoda; Insecta; Coleoptera; Nitidulidae.
AUGGAAACUGAAGAACAGACUGCCGAAGCACCAAAACAAUUAAACGUUGAGGAUUUAAGCAUAGAAAUAUUGCCGGUAAUCUACGAAAUUAUCAGAAGCGUAGAAAAGGAUCAUCACGAUAACACCGCCAAAACACGAGAGUCACAAGAAAGCUCGCAAAAAGUUCUGGAACUUCAAAAAAGGCUGGAACAAGCUAAAACUGAUAUUCGCAUGCUUCCUGGUAUAGAAUAUAGCAAAGAACAACAAUUAAACCAUUUGGAAGCCUUAAAAACCCAACUUCAAUUGAAACAAGACUUACUUCAGAAGUACCGUUCGAUGUACCCAUUUCCAACACAAAAGUCAUAAUAAUUAUUAAAUAAAGCAUGGUAUUCCGUUUUAUAAUAAGAAUAUUAGCGAAUAAUGAGCAGCUAGUGCAAAGAUUAAGCGAGUCUUACCCUAUGAGAAAGGCUGCUCAAUUGGUAGUAAGGGUUAUUUUCUCGGGGAAGAAUUUUGUAGAAGAAAACAGGUUGCAUGAAAAGUUGUCACCAGAGCAGUUUCGUACUUUAAUGAAAAGUGUUGCCAAUAACUGGCAGCAACAAAUUAAACAGGCACAGGAAGAAAUUAAAAGAAAAAUGAAGUAAGAUGUCUUCAAGUUCAGUAAUUUUUAUUGGUUCUCCGGAACGAAAUAUAAAGACUAACGCCCGCCAAAAUCUCAAAAAUUUGUUUAUAGUUAAUCCCAAUGAUGUAGUUUUAAGAAUUCUUGCUUCAUUUGUUCCUCCUUUUACAAAAGGAUAUCAAAAGGUUUAUGUAGAUUUAUUGGGCCCCUUUUUAGGAUUUCUUCUACUUACAGCUUUUUUAAAUUAUGGAUUUUCAUAUAAAAUGUAUCAAAUUUAUUAUUCACCUACCGAAAGUAUGUGUGCCUUUGCUUUUUUAAUGCCUUUACUCUGUUUUAUACUUACAAAAUUAGGUAGAUCUAGUAUAACUCCUUUCGAAACGGUUUCUUUAAUAGGAUACUCAUUUUAUGGCCACAUACUAACCCUUUUAGCUUCUUAUAUUUGUUUUCAAGAAAGAAGCAACUUUUUCUUUUUUAUAUGUCUCAUAUUUUUUGGCGGUCUUUCGACUUUAAGAAUGGCCUUAGUUUUUCUUUAUACCAUACCAAUACCUGCUGCCAGAUUGCUAAUUUGCACUAUAAUUUCUUUGUCAAAUAUUCUUUAUUUAAUUUUCUUACAUUUUGCAUACAUGCAUAGAACUUUUGCCUACAAUGAUGGUUUAUGAUAU